This is a messenger RNA of Volvox carteri f. nagariensis, 1187 nucleotides long. RefSeq lists its product as uncharacterized. The transcript is spliced from 8 exons. Gene Ontology annotation, biological process: monoatomic cation transport. Gene Ontology annotation, molecular function: monoatomic cation transmembrane transporter activity. The record is from RefSeq and is a predicted model, not a curated record. NCBI's taxonomy places the organism in Eukaryota, Viridiplantae, Chlorophyta, Chlorophyceae, Chlamydomonadales, Volvocaceae. Bases 249 to 1187 code for a protein of 312 amino acids.
UUUCGCUGCAUGUCAGAAAGGGUUAUUGAGAGCAUUUUUAUUUUACAGUUCAUUUUUUCCCGAUAGGUUACUCGUAUUUAAUAUAUUCAUUUCAUUCUUGCAUCCUGGUGCUAGAUUUCUAAUUUAUGAGAGCCAAGACGGACAGAGCCGAGACGACCUGGAAUUGUCUCAACUUGGUGGAGGGUUGCAGCGCCAUCUAAGGUUUUCAGUUCAUUCAAGCCCUUUCCUUGUAGUAUUGCAUUACGAUAAUGGUGCUUGGGGCCUUUAGGGUUGAAAAGGACAGGCCAGGAUCGACACAUCCCGAGCGUCGCAUUGAUGAACGUGACCAUUUGCUGGAGGGGCCUCGUGCAGAGAUAAAAACCGAUUUGACCGACGAUUAUAGUCGUCACAACAUCUUCGACAUCACACGAGCCCGAUGUGGCUGGCUCGUCACUUUUUGUUUAGGCCUGCUGAUGUCGGCCCUCAUCGUGCAGCGCUUUGAGGACUUACUGGAACACCACGUGCAGUUAAGUUUCUUCGUGCCGCUCAUCAUGGGCCACGGGGGGAAUACGGGCAGCCAGACAGUCUCCACCAUUAUCAGGUCGUUGGCGUUGCGGCAGAUCGGUCAACGUGACUUGCUGCGGACCGUUGGGAAGGAGGCCUUGGCGGGAGCCCUCAUGGGUGGCCUGCUUGGCGCCCUGAUCCUGCUGCUGUCCCUCAUGUGGCCCCACCUGGGCCCGGGGGUGGGUCUCACGGUUGGCGUGGCGUUACCCAUUAUCUCGAUGUGGGCGAAUGCGGUGGGCGCGUUCCUAACCCUCCUGGCAGACCGCUUUAAGAUGGACCCCGCUGUGACUAGUGUCCCGCUAAUGACCACCAUUGUGGACGCCACCGGUUUGAUCAUUUACUUUUACAUUGCCGAGCUGUUCCUAGAUGUCAGCUUGCAAGCGGAUUCAGCGCACGCGGCAGCCGCCGCCGCUACAUCUGGCCAAGCGUCUCCGUCAGCGACAGUGACGGCGACAGUUGUGGCGACAGCUGCGGCGGCGAAUGCGGGUGCCGCCAAGGAGGCAGGGCGGUUGUUCACUGAUGCCGUUAAGAAGCUGCUCUCGCCGCCGCCUGCUAAGACCGGCCGCGCAUCCGGGGGCUCGAAGGGUCGACGGGCUCUGGGGUUGGGCUGGCUGGUCGGGGCGUUGGCUCCAGGGCGGCCGUAA